Messenger RNA from Striga asiatica, 426 nucleotides. Lineage: Eukaryota; Viridiplantae; Streptophyta; Magnoliopsida; Lamiales; Orobanchaceae. The record is from the annotation of a GenBank genome assembly.
AUGUUGGCUGUUGCUCAAAUUUCUUCUUUCAUCUUUUUCCUUUCGGUCGCCACCUUCCACUCACUAUCUCAAGCAAUUGCUCCAAAAUCCACGGACCCCAUUCUCUACGACAUUCUGCCCUUCAUACGCGUGUACAGAAAUGACACCGUUGAGAGAUUUAUCGGAUUUCGCCCCGGCGGCAUCCUCUCCAAGGAAGUCAAAUUCUCUGACAAAUUAGGCCUCUCGGCCCGAAUCUAUCUCCAGUUCAGAAAACCCCGCGGAUCUGGGGAACUCCCCCUCCUGAUCUACUUCCAUGGCGGCGGCUUCUACACCGAGUCCGCCUUCUCACCGUCCUACCACCGCCACCUCAGCCUACUCGCGGUGAGAGUCGGGGUUGUGGCGCUGUCCGUUAAAAAUAGAUUAGCCCCUGAAAACCCUCUCCCCUGA